Messenger RNA from Arachis ipaensis, 3269 nucleotides. The record is from RefSeq and is a predicted model, not a curated record. NCBI's taxonomy places the organism in Eukaryota, Viridiplantae, Streptophyta, Magnoliopsida, Fabales, Fabaceae.
UAGUUACUAAAGCAAAGAACAUUUUUACUUCAUUAUUUGUGCUCUGCAAACGGAAAACACUUGAGAUUCCUUUUGCUUGAGAAAACCCAGAGAUCUGAAUACUUUACAUCGAUCUAGCUACAACAACUUCUCUCAACCCCUUUCAUUCUUUUCUCAUCAUCUGCUGCACUUGAUUUUGAAUCAUGGCUUCAAAACUUGAAGGUGGAGCUUAUCUCUCUUCUUUUGUUGAUGCUAUCUCAAAGAAGCUAUCUUCAAUACUUGAAGAUGACUCUGUCCUGGAAGGAAAUGACUCUGUCCUGGAGUUGCUUGAAAGGUUGGAUGAAAUUCUGUGUGAUGUUGAUCCUGUGCUUGAUGAUGCUGAGCUGAAGCAGUUCCGUAACGAUAGAGUGAAGAAGUGGCUUGUAGAUCUCCAAGAUGCUCUCUACAUGGCUGAUGACUUCCUCGAUGAACUCUCCACUAAAGCUGCCACGGCCACUCCAGGUAACUCUUCUUCCUGGUCUCGCCCUGUUGAUUCAAUUAUUGAAGAUAGCGGUGUCAAUGUCAUCGAAAAAAUAGUUGGCAAACUAGAGUCUCUUGUACGACGAAAAGGUAAACUUGGACUGGAAAAGAGUGCCAAGUUGGACACAUCUUGGAGAAUUCCAUCCACAUCUCUCGUUGUUAGUUCUGACGUAGUUGGUCGGGACGAAGACAAGGAGAACAUAAUCAAAUUGUUGUUAGAUGAUACCUGCGAUGCUGAAUCACAUGUAACUGUGAUUCCCAUUGUGGGUAUGGGUGGGAUAGGAAAAACUACUUUGGCUCAAUUGGUUUACAAUGAUGCCAAAGUCAUAGGAAAAUUUGACACCAGAGCAUGGGUGUGUGUUGCUGAAAAUCCUGACCCAGUUCAUGUUACAAGGACAAUAAUAGGGGCAAUAGAUUCUUCUCCCCAUAACACGGAUAACUUUGAUUCACUUCAGACUGAUUUGAAGAAGAAGUUGACAGGCAAGACCUUUAUUGUUGUUUUAGAUGAUGUCUGGGAUGAGCAACCAGACGCGUGGGAGAAUUUUCUAAAACCUUUUCACUAUGGGAAUAACGGGAGUAAGAUUCUCCUAACAACCCGUAGCGGAAAUGUUGCUUCUGUGUUCGCACCUAACAGUCGACAUUAUCGACUAAGUUUAUUGUCGGAGGAACAUUGUUGGCCGCUGUUUUUGAAGCAUUCAUCCAUUUCUACUGGUUCUAAACAAUAUGCAAUUCUAGAGCCAAUGGGUAGAAAAAUUGUUCAAAAGUGUAAGGGGUUACCUUUGGCUGUGAAGGCACUUGGGGGUUUAUUGCGCAGUAAGUAUAAUGAAGGAGAUUGGGAGAAUGUACUUGAUAGUAAAAUUUGGGAACUCUCGGAAGAUGUCAGUCCUGCAUUAAGAGUUAGUUAUCAUUACCUUCCUUCACAUUUAAAGCGGUGUUUUGUUUAUUGCUCAAUAUUUCCGGAGGAUUAUGAAUUUGACAAAGACAAAUUAAUUUUGUUAUGGAUGGCUGAAGACCUUUUACAACCAAAGGAAAACAACGGAUUAGAAAAUGUUGGUUGUGCAUAUUUUGAUGAAUUAGUUGCAAGGUCAUUUUUUCAACCCUCCAAUACUAAUGAAAAGUUAUUUGUAAUGCAUGAUCUUAUGCAUGAUCUAGCAACGUUUUUUGCUGGAAAAUUCUAUUUCAAAGGCAAAGAAUUUUGCAAUCAACACAUGAUAGACAACAAAACUCGUCAUUUGUCAUAUGCUACAAAAUUUGUGGUUAGCAUCAAAUUAUUUCGAGAGGCCAAUAAUGGAGCAGGACACCUGAGAACAUUUUUAGAUUUUACUUUGCUUCGCCGUGAUCAAUCAAUUGAUAUUGAAAGCUAUUCUUGGCUCUUAAAACAACAAUUAGGGUGUUUAAGAGUUUUGUCAUUUAAACGCUCGUUUAUAGAGUCAUUGCCUGAUUCAAUAGGUGAAUUGAUUCUUUUGCGUUACUUGAAUCUCUCUUACGCACCUAUUGUGACAUUGCCCGAGUCAAUAUGUAAAUUAUACAAUCUCCAAACUUUGAGGUUAAAGAAUUGUGCUCGGUUAGAGAUGCUUCCCAGCCGCAUGGAAGAUCUUGUGAACCUGCGUCACCUUGAUAUUCGAGGAGCUUCUUGUCUGCAAGAAAUGCCGAAGGGAAUGAGCAAGUUAAAGCAUCUAAACUUCUUAAGUGAUUAUAUUGUCGGCGAGCAUGAAGAAAAUGGGAUAAGAGAACUGGGAACACUGGACAAUCUCCAUGGCUCAUUUUGCAUUUCCAAGUUGGAGAAUGUCAAGAAUAGCGGUGAAGUUUUGGAGGCAAAGAUGGGUAACAAGAAGCACAUCAACACUUUAGAAUUGAAUUGGCUUCCAGAUGGUGACAUUGAUGAUGUUCAAACUGAAGGAGAUAUACUUGACAAGUUACAACCUCAUCAAAACUUGAAAGAGUUAUCAAUUAUUGGUUAUCGAGGUGAAAGAUUCCCAGAUUGGUUAGGCCUUUCUUGCUACUCCAAUAUGACCAAAUUGAGUCUGAAGCGUUGUAAGAAUUGUUGUGAGCUUCCUUCAUUGGGACAUUUACCCUUUUUACGGCAUCUGGAGUUUUCUGAUCUUGAUGGGUUGGAGAGAAUUGAUUUUGAGAUUCACAACAACAAAAAUGGAUCAUUUCAACAGAAGACACCCUUCGAAUCUCUUGAAACUCUGGAAAUUAAGAGCAUGUCUGGUUGGCGAGAGUGGCAUUUUCCUGAUGAGUUUGAUGGUUUUCCUGAGCUUAGAUUCCUUGAAAUAAGUUGUUGUCCGGUGUUGAGGGGAGGUCUGCCUGCUCACCUUCCGGCUCUGGAGAAACUUAAGAUUGUUGAAUGUGAAGAGCUUGCAUUUCCGCUGCCGAGGGCUCCCAAGCUUCACCAAUUAGUUGUAGAGGGUUAUUCUAGGCCUUCGCGGCCGAGGGAGGGAAUGGCACCGCACAAUAUAAAAAUUUCAGGAACCCAGCUGGCGAAUUCCAUAUUGGAGUGGCUACCGCACAUCCAACAGCGUGUCCAUCGUCUGCGUAUAAUUAACUGUGAGUCAGCCAUAUCAAUUUCAGGAGAUCAUUUGCCGGCUCCGUUACUAUAUCUGGAAAUCUCUCAUUGUUCAAAAUUAACAUUCUCCGAGCAAAUGCAACACAAGUCGCUAAUGAAGAUAAAGGUAGUGGGGUGUGGUUCACUGACGUUGUUUCCAAUGGCGGGCUUUCCAAAUCUCACGGAACUCGUAAUCAGUGAAUGCCAAAGCAUGGAAAAACUU